UCUCCCAGUCGCCUGAUGAAGCUACUGCAGGCAGCGGAAAAACCAACCUGGAAUUUAUAGAGCGAAUAUUGCAAUCUGGCAAUGCGGAAAUAGAUGGACGUUUCAUGUCACCGAGUUGGCAUUCCACUCCUGGACUGAAGACCUGAGAGUUAGCGCCAGAGAAAAAAGGAUUGCAAUUCAGAGACAUAAUAUUCAACUCUUCUUUUUCUAUUGUUUAUAGUGGUUCUUCGGUGUGUUCUUUAUUUCCAGUGGUAUAUAGCGCCAUACUUUCUGGUGCAUGGACAGACGCACAGAGGAGGAUCUGUUAACCCCUAACCAUACAAAAGUGGGGUUGUAUUUCUUCCGGUGGAUCAAAGUAAAUUACUUUCAAAUCUUGCAUCAACAUGGACGUGUUGGCGAAUUACAGUAUUUUUCAGGAACUCCAACUCGUGCAUGACACUGGCUAUUUCUCUGCAAUGCCUUCGCUGGAGGAGAACUGGCAGCAGACGUGUCUGGAGUUGGAGCGGUACCUGCAGACGGAGCCCAAGCGUCUAUCAGAGUUGUUUGACGAGGAGCUCGACUGCCUCCUGACGCCUGCCUUCGUGGAGGGUGCUGACAGUGACCUGAUGGAUCCCCUGGACCCACUCCUCCCCAGCCCCCCUCCCCUCCUCGUCUCCCUCCCAAAGGUCCUACAUGCCCCACACCUCCACAACACCAAGGCCUCUGAAAAAGAGUCUGGAGCAAAGAUCACCAAGGAGGGGGUCAGCGGGGUCAAUGCUGCCCAGCUGAGUGCCGUCACCUCCCUCACGCCGCCCUCCUCGCCGGAGCUGGGCCGCCACCUGGUCAAGCCCACGCAGACUCUCACCGCUACAGCCGACGGCACGCUCACACUCAAACUGGUGGCCAAGAAGGUUGGUCUGAACGCAGCCAAGCUGGUGGCCAUGCACGCCACACUACCCUCGCCGCCCAGCAGGGGGGCACACAGUGACAGCGAGCAGGGGUCUGGGUCGCUGGGGGGAGAUAUCCCUGAGAACAAGAAGAGAGUCCAUCGCUGCCAGUUCAACGGCUGCAGGAAGGUUUACACCAAGAGUUCUCAUCUGAAGGCCCACCAGAGAACACACACAGGUGAGAAGCCGUACAAGUGCUCCUGGGAGGGCUGUGAGUGGCGUUUCGCCCGGAGCGAUGAGUUGACAAGGCACUAUCGCAAACACACCGGGGCCAAACCAUUCAAGUGUAACCACUGUGACAGGUGUUUCUCCAGGUCCGAUCACUUGGCGCUGCACAUGAAGAGGCACAUCUAAGAGAGAGCGAGGAGGAGAGUGGGGAAGAAGAGCGAGAGAAGGGAGAUAGGAGAGAAGAUGAAGUAGGCAGGAGGGAACCACACACCAGCUCCAGCUCUCACCAUCCCGAGGCUGCCCCUGCCACCUGAGACCUGACACUAGAAGCAUAGCAUGGAGGAUGACACGCUGGACGGAUGUAAGCCACGACCCAGGAUGGACCCAUGGUCAGCGAGGACAGACGGAGUGAUGGAGGGAAAGAGAAGGGGGAGGAGGAGCUUGUUGUUGUUUUUUAAUUCACACAUCUCUCUUUUAUUGCAUCCCCUGAUUAGCCAUGCCUUGGUCUGAUCCAAGUCUGGUAACUCAGACACUGCCAAACCAAUACGCUGAUCCAGUUACGACCCAUUUACACUCUACUGUUUAUUUACAUUUAAACUAUAGAGCGACUUGGGAAAGGAGAUGGUUCACCCAGAAUAAACUGAUCAACUUUGACAAGCCAAUCGUCAGUGACUUGCAGCAUCCCAAACCAACAGCAACUAUUGCCCGUUUUAUUCUGGUGUGCUGUUUCCCAAUCCUAUCACAAUGUUUUCGGGGUGUCUCUACCCUCACCAAGCCGUGUGAAAUAACAACAAUGCCAGAAUAGCGAGAAGAGAGAGACCAAUGGAACUAGUGGCCAAUCCGUCAGUGUCGCCCCCUGUCUGUGGGAGGAGGGUCUGACACUUCCGAGAGUGAGCUCUGUGACCCUGAUGCGGACUUCUCAGGCUCUCCUGUAGGAGGCGCUCUGCUCUUCUCUCUCACCUUCACUCCUGCCACCUCACAGGCAACAUCUAACAGAUGCGCAGCGACACUUUCUUGCCUUUGUUUUUUAAAGACAAUGAAUUAUUAUUAUUAAGAAUAAAGGUCUGUUUUCUCUGAAAUGUCUUAAAAAUUCACUGAAGGAAAAAAACGAAAACAGUUUAUGUACAAACGAAGAACAAUGUGCUCAUUCAAGGGAGGAACAACGAAUGAACUUACCCCGACCCGUAUGCACAGGCUAAACUCAGUAGCCGCUAUCUAGCACUGAUAGCUAAGAAGAUGGAAAAACAAAAAAAGAAAUCACAUAAACGCUGAAAGAAAAAGGAUUUGUAUUGUUGGCCUGAUAUUAAAGGAAAGGCUGUCUGUUUUCCACUCUGUGUUUUUCUCCGAUGCGAUCCAGCUGAAAACAAACCUUGGACCUUCGAGGCUUCAUCACCAAGCCAGGACCAGAACAGAAAACUGGAAAAUGUUUGCUUUGUUUGUGUGGAUUGUGGAACUCCACCAUCUCCCAUAGGAAACCCCUAUCUCCUCCAGUAUGGAGGGGCCUGGGAGGCUGGUCUGCUGUGACCACAUCCCCUGUUUGGGAGACUAGGGACCUGAUAGGCUACUGGACAUGAAUCUGGGUAUUAGAAAGGACAACAUGGCCUCAUCAUCCCAGAGGGACUUGCCUGUUUCGUAUCCAUUGUCCACACUGACUUUUUCAAUGUUAUCUGUGUUUUUUUUCAUACAGUACAACAACAACAACAAAAAAAAACUGAAAAAAUAAUACAAAUAAAAAAACACUCAAAAAAAUACUACACAAAAAAACCGAUUCCGUCUCUCUCACACCGUACAGGCACGUAGACACACCAACACACAGAACAGUUUGCUCAUGGCUCCACUUUGAGAUAAGGAAAAUAUAUGAUUGAGUUAAUGAACAGACUUGGAAAGCAAAACACUGCAUGGCAGCUUCUCACACUCGGAUCGCUUCCCGGAAUCAUUUGUUCUGCUCCAAAUUUUUCACAGUAGGAUUUUUAGCAAUUGUUGUUUUGUAGAUGAAGAUCUGAUUCCGCUUGAGGUAACGGCUUUGAAGUGAGAAAACGAGCUCAUUCUCAUGUUCAAACAAUCUCAGUCUCUGUAUGUUAACAAUCAGCUUCAACAGCAUGGGACCAGAUUCCUCUGCCCCAGGUCUAUGAAGUCUUACAUAGCCUUGCAAUCAGGGCAUUAAUACCAAUACCACUGUCACUAUUACUGUACCCACAAACUUCCCCCCUCACAUAAACCCUGGCCUCCUCACAUCAGUUGUAAUGGCUGCUGUAUCAGAAAAGAUGCCAUUACUGUCUAUAUAGUAAUGUGUAUGUUUCAGCCUUGCCAGACUCUCCUAGACGGUCCCAGAACUGCCCUCAUGGGGGCCGGUGGAGCUCAGAACAAUCGAUACCAAAAACCUCCAGCGCGGAACUGCCCUCGAGCCACGGGCAGGGUCUGGCAUAGAACACAGCGGCAUCUGGGAAGCCGACCGUCUCCAUACUAGGCCUCUUAAGCACCACCGAGGCAGCUUUCUCUACAAACACAAAACAAGACAACAAGACGAUGUAAAACAAGACAAGUCUCUCGACAACAAAGACGAUGUAAAACAAGAGAUUGACAUGAUCUUUGUGUUUUGAUUCCACUUUUUAGUUGGAACUUCUUCCUUGUUGUUUUGUUGUGGUUUUAACGCUACAAUUAUUAUUUUUGUUGCCAAGGUGGAUGAUGCAAGGUCAUGCCAAAAUGUAAGAAAUGCAGGGGUGCGGGUUUUGAACAACCCCCCUUCUAUGUACAAUCAUGUAGGGUUUGUUUGUGGCGCUUUGUGCAGGAUAGGCGAUGGUAUGUCUGAGUGUGUCCCAAUGCAAACUAUAGCACGGCACAUCCGUUGGAAACAUUGUGAAAUUCAUUUGCGUUGUGAGAAAAAAUACUACCAGUAGACUGGUGGCCAAACUAACAGUGUGGGAGACUGGGAUGGUACUGUGUGUUGGUUGAUCCAUUCACUUUAACAGAGCUUUCCAUCUAUCUAACAAUGGCUGACAAUCUAUCUGGCUGACAAUAUUGCUUUUGUUUUGUUUCUGACAUGUUAUUUUCUCUUCAAACCACUCAGAUCACGUUCAUCUGGGAUCACAGAGCAGAACGAUGGAUAACAGCAACUAGUAAAACUCAAACCAUACGUCAUGCACUUCAAUGGCCCCUCCAAUAGGUUCAGCAAAUGAAAACUCUUAAAACACUCUUAUGUUCUAUCAGAUGCUCACUUCUGGUUGGAGACUUUUCUACAGCUCCCGCUGCAGAAACGCCCGGAUACAGUAAACAGGAAAUGGAUACAGCAGACAUGGUCAUUUAGCCCGUAACAGGCCUACAUGCUAAAAAUAUAGCAGCACACAGUUUAAAUAUAUCCAAAUUAGCCCAACUUUAGUCCCCUUGCGUACGCACUGACCGAUCUCAAACCCCACUUAAAACGAAAAGUCCUAUUCUAUUUCUAUCCUGUGGCAUUCCCACCAGAAGUAGCUAGCUAGCCCUCUUCCCCUUUCCCUCGCCUGUUAAAACACUGCUUGCUGCCAUGGAGAUGCUCCUAUGUAGUUUCCUGGGCGCUAGUAUCCCACAGCUCUGAUUAGCAUUAGCGCUGCAGGCUGCUCUGUGGAGGCUCCUCUAGUCUCUCCAGUCGCACUCCACUAAUGAGAAAGGCAUUUGGUCACAGGGAAACAGAGGUCUAGGGGGAAAAAACAUAAGGGACCACGAGCCAAAAUGGUUUCAUUUCUACGGUCCACAGUACUGUUACGAACCCAGUGGGCAAUCUGCCACAGAGAAAACAAGAGUACAUUAGCAGCAGCUUAUCGUAAAGCUACAAAGUUAUUGAAGUUGAAGAGAUUUUUUUUGACAAAGACAAAAAUAGUUUACCCCUGGGAUUAACCAAAUGAUAAUGAAAUUAGCCCUGCUUUUUAUCUCAUGGAAUCUCUCUCUCCUCUCUCUCCCCCUCUCCCUCUCUCCCUCUCUCCUCUCUCCCUCCCUCCCUCUCUCUCUCUCUCUA
Molecule: messenger RNA, 5082 nt
Organism: Oncorhynchus gorbuscha (pink salmon)
Lineage: Eukaryota; Metazoa; Chordata; Actinopteri; Salmoniformes; Salmonidae
Gene: klf7b
Product: Kruppel-like factor 7b
Exons: 4
Coding region: 384-1280 (298 amino acids)
Biological process (GO): regulation of transcription by RNA polymerase II
Molecular function (GO): DNA-binding transcription factor activity, RNA polymerase II-specific; RNA polymerase II cis-regulatory region sequence-specific DNA binding
Source: RefSeq, a predicted model, not a curated record